Molecule: messenger RNA, 924 nt
Organism: Pleuronectes platessa (European plaice)
Lineage: Eukaryota; Metazoa; Chordata; Actinopteri; Pleuronectiformes; Pleuronectidae
Product: growth hormone secretagogue receptor type 1
Exons: 5
Coding region: 1-924 (307 amino acids)
Biological process (GO): G protein-coupled receptor signaling pathway; hormone-mediated signaling pathway
Cellular component (GO): plasma membrane
Molecular function (GO): growth hormone secretagogue receptor activity
Source: RefSeq, a predicted model, not a curated record
AUGGAUCUAAUGGAGGAGGGAAACGUGAGCUGUGGAGUUAAAAACUGUAGCACGCCAGGCUUCUGGAGAAACUGCUCCAACCAAGACUGCCAGGAGGAGGAGACAAUAUUUGGAUUUAUUGAGUUAGUGUGUGUGACAGUGAUUUUCAUUUCACUGAUAAUCUUCGGCCUUCUUGGAAACACACUGACUCUUCUGGUGGUUUGGCUUCGCCCAAACAUGAGAAGCUCCUCCUACCUCUACCUGAGCAGCAUGGCUGUUAGUGACCUGCUGAAUCUCCUGCUGCUGCCUCAGGAUAUAUAUAAGCUUUGGACAGACUUGGAGGUGGGAGUCUUCGCUUGUAAGCUGUUUGUUUUCCUCUCCGAGUGCUGCACCUACUGCACCAUGCUCCACAUCACCUUUCUCUCCCUGGAGAGGUACCUGGCUGUCUGCUGGCCAAUCACCUCAAAGACGCUGGUGACACGUCGCAGAACCAGGGCUCUGAUUGGCUGCCUCUGGCUGGGAGCGGCUGUCAGUGCAGCACCAUUUUUGGUCAUGAUGGAAGUGGAUCAUAAGGGAAAAGAGGAUGAAAUCGAAGUGUGCAGAUUAUCAAAAUCCUCAGUCUCCUCUGGCCUCAUGUUGGCCAUAUUAAUUCUCUACAAUCUGUACUUCCUGGUACCCCUGUGCAUCCUAGGACUGGUCUACAUCCUGAUUGAACGGACUCUGAGGCUUCGUCAAAAAAGAAGCCGUAAAGACAAGAGUCACAGACACGCAGUCAAGAUGCUGGGAGUGAUCGUCUUGGCCUUCGUCCUGUGCUGGCUGCCCUACAUCGUCAGCAUGACCAUGACCUAUGUUUCUUUGACAGCCGAUUCUAACACGUCCACUGGCCGGGUCAGCGUGCACCAAGCUCGACUGGACGCUCACGGAACAACUAUCCACUCUCUCUAA